Molecule: messenger RNA, 4524 nt
Organism: Camellia sinensis
Lineage: Eukaryota; Viridiplantae; Streptophyta; Magnoliopsida; Ericales; Theaceae
Source: RefSeq, a predicted model, not a curated record
CUCAGAAAUCUUUCCCUGCACUCUCUCUCUCUCUCUCACUCUCUCACUCUCACUCUCUUUGAAGAAACCCUUAGCCUCCACGCCUGUCCUUGAUUCGCAACACCACCCUUGAAGACUCGAAAUUGGGGUUCACAAGAAAAGCUCAUACAUAUCGUAGGCACUGUUUGGGCUAAUCGGCGAUUGCUCAGUGGUAUUGCAUUGCUUCGUUUGUUAUCUACUUCAGAGGGCUCCCUUUGUGCUUGUUGUGCUACUUCUCAAAUCCAAGAAAUGCUAGCAUAUAGGUAGGCACUGUUUGGUCCAAUUGGCGAUUGCUCAGUAGUAUUACAUUGCUUCGUUUGUCAUCUACUUCAGAGGGCUCCCUGUUGUGCUUGCUGUACUGCUUCUCAAAUCCAAGCAUCAGCGGAAGAACAAGUUUAAAUGGCUGAGGGAAUUGGUUAUGCUAUUUUGGGGAGAAUCGGAGAAAACUUGGUUGCUCCGAUCGGCCGACAGUUUGGUUAUCUGUUUUGUUUCAACACCAACAUUCAAAAUCUUGAGACUCAAUUGGACAGCCUAAAAGUGAGACGAGAAGGGGUUCAACUAGGGGUGGAUGCAACACGCAACAAUGUCAGAAUCGUUGGAUCUCAUCUUGAGGCAUGGCUGACUAAAGCAAAUGACCACACAGCAGAGGCAGAGACAAUUAUUAAAGACAAGGCUCAAGUUCAAAAGGGGUGUUUCAAUGGGUGGUGUCCAAAUCUCAAGUUGCGUUACUCACUGGGCAGGAAAGCUGUGAAGAAGACUCAGGAACUUGCUCUUCUCCAUGCUGAGGGUAGCAACUGCAUUCAGUCGUCCUACGAUCCACCACCACCGAGAAUAGAGCCUAUAUCUACAACAACAGAAUUCCAGGGGUUUGAUUCUCGAAUUCUGGUCAUGAACGAGAUCAUUGAGGCUUUGAAAGAUGAUGGGAUCCACUUGAUUGGGAUAUGCGGGAUGGGCGGAAUGGGCAAGACAACAAUGGCAAAAGAAGUUGCAAACAGAACCAAUAAUCUCUUCAAUGAAUUUGCAAUAGCAACUGUCAGCCAAGCGCCAGACUUAAAACAGGUUCAAAGUCAUAUUGCAGAAAUGUUGGGUUUACAACUCAACAUGGAGAACCCAGUAGUACGAUCAAGUCGGCUACGUGAGAGACUUCUACAGAAGGAUAAGAAAAUUCUAGUCAUAUUGGAUGACGUUUGGAAAGAAUUUGAUUUAGAGAAGUACGGAUUUCCUUUGGAAGGAGGCAGCAACAAGAGUUGUAAGAUCCUUUUCACUUCACGAAUUCAAAAUCUAUGGAAAGGAAUACAAAAUAGAAGGUGCAUCGAACUUCGAGUCCUAGUGGUUGAAGAACCAUGGCAUCUCUUUAGAGAGAAUGUAGGCAAUUGUGCUGACGACCUUGAUCUGCUACCACUUGCAAAGCAGAUUGUAAAUGAAUGUGCAGGUUUACCACUUGCCCUCGUAACUAUGGGAAGUGCACUUAUGAAUGAACACAACCAAUAUCACUGGAACGAUGCACUUCGACAACUAAGAACCCCUUGUUCAGAAAGUUUGUUGUCAGGAGUGCCUGCAGAAGUGUAUCAAGCUCUAUAUUUUAGUUACAAUUUUCUAAAAGAUGAGAGAGCCAAGAAGUUGUUUCUGCUCUGUUGCUUGUUUCCAGAAGACUAUGAUAUUCCUAUUGAAGGUUUGGUUAGAUACGGAAUUGGAUUGCGGUGGUUUGAAGGCAUCAACAAAGUGGAUGAAGUAAGAGAUCGAGUGAAUGUCUUAGUUGAUCAACUUAAAAGUUGUUAUUUACUGUUGGAUGGUCGUGAAGAGUAUGAAAUAAAAAUGCACGACGUAGUGCGCGAUGUCGCCAUAUCAAUUGCGUCUAAAGAUAAGCAUGGUUUUAUGACAAUCCAUGGUGCCAAAUCGAGAGAGUGGCCAAAGAAGGCGACAUAUGAGCUCAACACUUCCAUUUCGGUGAUGUCAAAUGAAAUUGUAGGGUUUCCAGGUGGAUUGAGAUGCUCAAAACUUGAGUUUUUACUAAUAGAAUGCUGGAAUAGUUCACUAAAAAUACCAAGCAAUUUUUUUGAGGGCAUGGAGGAACUCAAAGUUUUGGACCUGAAAAUCACGAGAGACAUCGCGUUACUGCCGUCGUCACUGCAAUUCUUGAGCAACCUGUUGACAUUGCAUCUUGAUAACUGUCAGAAGUUCAAUAAUAUAUCUGUAAUUGGAAAGCUAUUGAAUCUGGAAAUCCUCUCUUUCCAUGAUUCCGACAUUGAGAAGUUACCUGAGGAAAUAGGAAGAUUGGUUAAUUUAAAGUUGUUAGAUCUGACAAGAUGUUGUAGACUUGAAAGAAUAGCACCUGGUGUCAUAUCAGCCCUAGUCCAAUUACAAGAGUUGUACAUGGGUGACUGUAGAAUCAUUUGGGAACGAGAAGGCAAGGAAGGAGGAGAAAAUGUGAGCUUGAGAGAGAUUGAAUCCUUGUCCAAUUUGAAUACUUUAGAGAUCAAUAUAAACGAUGUCGUGUGUUUGCCAAGAAUCCCAUUGUUUAGCAAAUUGAGAAAAUACUCAAUUGGUAUAGGUUUCUAUGAGGGCCACCCUUGUGAUGGUUUCGGAAAUGUUCUCAAACUUAGUGGCGCGGGUAAUACCCCGUUAGAAUGCGUCAAUUCAUUGUUAUGCGUCAAUUCGUUGUUAAGGAGUAGUGCAGCUCUAGAGUUACAUUGGAUGGGUUCGGAGGCUGCAGUGCAAGAGUCGUUUCGAGAGGGAGUUGAAGGACUCCCACACUUGAAGAUGCUAACAAUUUGUAAUUGUGUUACACCAGAAUGUCUUGUCAAUACAAUGGAAUGGGUCCCGCGUACACCUAAUGCUAUUCCUCCUAUUUUUCCUAUCUUGGAGAAAUUAGAGCUCUUUGCUCUACCCAAUUUAAGAAAGAUGUGUCACUGCCAACUUCCAACCCGCUCUUUUGGAAAACUAAAAUGUCUUCAUAUUGGUAAACUUGAUAGAAUGGAAGAAGUUAUUUGGAAGGAAAAAGGAGAAGAUGACGCAACAAACAAGAUGGAGUUUCCAGCGUUAGAAGAACUGACUUUGGAGAGACUACCAAUGCUCAUUGGCUUUUGCAGAGGGACUGACGAGAUUGAGUUUCCUCAAUUGAAGAAAUUGAGUCUUGAGAAUCUACCACAACUCAAGUGGCUCUUCAGUAAUUCGUUUUCGGAGUCAAUGGAAAACAACAAUGCUACCUUCCUAUCUCUUUUCCCCCACAAGGUUGCAUUACCUAGCUUGGAGGAGCUACAACUCAGGGAUCUUGACAAUCUGGAAGGGUUGGGACACAUUCCCAUCUCAGAGGGUUCCUUUUCUAAACUUAGAAAAGUAGUUGUAGAAAACUCUAGCAAAUUGCUCUGUGUUUUUCCAUCACAAUUUCUUAUGAGGCUGCAAAAUCUUGAAGAUCUAACUGUAGAGAAUUGUAGUUUACUAAAGAAGGUGUUUGAAUUGGAAGUGGUGGACUGCAACGAACAACAAUCGAAGAUGCUCUCGCUCUUGAAAUCUCUAAAAUUAAAAUAUCUACCUCAACUGGAUUAUAUUUCAGAGAUCGAUCCCAUUGGAUUGAUGUACAUUCCAAAAUUAAGUAUUCUACAUAUUGAUGAUUUGGACAACUUGAGAUUUCUAUUCUCACAGUCCAUGACACAGUGUAUCCUACAACUCCAAGAACUGGAAAUAAGGGGAUGUAAAAUGAUGUCAACAAUUGUUAGGGAGGAGGAUAGCCAUGGUGAAAUUUUGGUCGAUAAUAUUGAGUUCACUCAAUUGAAAAUUCUGCGACUUUAUGAUUUGCAAAACCUUCUGAGUAUCUUCCCCAAAGUGACUACUACUGUGGCGACAUCAUUUGAACACAUCCAGAACCCGGGACAAAGUCUCUUCAAUGAAAAGGCUGCAUUCCCUAGCUUGGAGGAAUUGCGACUCCAUGGACUUCAGAACAUGAACGAAAUAUGGUGCAAUCAACUUCAGACCGGCUCGUUCAACAAACUAAUUAAACUGUGUGUCUCAGGUUGUGGCAGUUUGAGAAAUAUGUUCUCUCCUUUUAUGGCCAGACAUCUUGUGCAUCUAAAAAGGCUAGUCGUAAUUAGAUGCUCGAUGAUGGAAGAAGUAGUUGCAAAGGAGGAAGAAGAAGGAGGAAGGAUAAACAGUACUCCAUUGCCUAAAUUGGAGUAUUUGGAACUCAAAGAUCUACCAGAGCUCAAGAGUUUUUGCCACGUUACUCAUGAUUGGGAAUUGCCUUUGGUAGAACACAUCACUAUCCUUAAAUGCCCUAAAUUGAAGACCUUCUCUCCUGGAGUCAUAUGCACCCCAAAGUUGCAACGUGUAUAUGUGAAGGAAGGAAGGGACAGGUGGUACCCAAUCAAAGAAGGAAAAGACUAUCUAUGGAUAAGCGAACUCAAUCAAACCAUACCACACCUAAUUGACAAGGUAUGUUGUUUAUAUUAAUACUUUUGUUUUUCUCUCUUUUUCUUCCAUUAAGUGCGUAAGCCACAUUUUAAUGUCCAA